This is a messenger RNA of Pestalotiopsis fici W106-1, 1182 nucleotides long. RefSeq lists its product as uncharacterized. NCBI's taxonomy places the organism in Eukaryota, Fungi, Ascomycota, Sordariomycetes, Amphisphaeriales, Sporocadaceae. The record is from RefSeq and is a predicted model, not a curated record. The transcript has 6 exons. Bases 1 to 1182 code for a protein of 393 amino acids.
AUGGCGCUGGUCAAUGGCGUCCUAGUGGCUAUGCCACCGCCAGAUGGCUACAUUGUUGACUUUGACCAUCCCCAGAGAAACAGCGAUGUAGCUGCUUACUGGAUCUUUGGCGUCGGCAACGCUCUCAGCCUCCUGUCGAUAUUACAGAGACUUUAUGUACGAGUAUUCAUCAUGAAAAAGCUUCAGAUGGAUGAUGCAUUUCUUCUCGUUGCUUAUAUCUUUUCCGUUGUGCUUCAAUGUCUCAUUAUCAGGGAUUUCGCACGUGGAAUCAUGGGAACUCACAUCUGGGAGAUGCCAAUCACCAAAUUCUAUCAGUUUCUCAAGGACUUGUAUCAACUCCCGAUCCUCUACAAUCCAAUCCAAUGCGGGGCGAAGCUAUCUCUUCUGCUUGUCUAUCAGCGCUUGGCACCGCUCAAGUGGUACAAGCUCACGGUCUGGACAACAGCAGCCAUCAUUGUGAUAUCUUCUACAGUCCUCCUUUUCAUUACAAUUUUCCCAUGUCAACCGGUGCAGGCUGCCUGGGACUUGACCAUCACGGACUACCAAUGCGUCAACCGCCAGGCAGUCUACAAGGCACAAGCCAUCAUGGGAGCCAUAACUGAUGCAAUGGUCCUGCUGGUGCCCAUCCCGGUUGUUGUUUCUUUACAUAUCCCGCGCAGGCAAAAGUUUGGUCUGGUAUGUUUCUUCGGCAUUGGUGCAAUCACUGUUUUUACUUCAAUCAUGAGGUUAAUCCAGUUGAUCAAGUCCUUUGAUACAACAGACCAGACCUGGGGUGGUGGUGUAGUUCUUUUAUGGAUCUUUGCCGAGGCAAACCUUUCAAUCAUCUGCGCAUCACUGCCCACCGUAAAAAUCUUCAUCAGGCACGUCGCCCCGCGCCUCCUAGGCACCGAGUACGCGAAGCGAUCCUAUCCAGCCGGCAACUCGACGCCCAACGCCAUGCCAACCAUUGGAGGGACCGGUGAGCAGAAACAAGGACUCUCGGUUGAUAAAUAUGGAUGGUACGAGGACGGUUCGGCACAUCCUCUGGAUACAAUAGUCGACGUUGAAGGUGGCAAACACGGACAGCGGCGACAAGAGUCACCAGAUGAACAGGGCACUGAUGGUUGGGAUGACCUUGGAGAUGGUGGUUCGGAGAGGGGGAUCGUACAAACACGGACAACCACUGUCUCGUAUUCCAAAUGA